AUGAGCUCUUACUUUGUAAACUCGUUCUCAGGGCGCUAUCCAAAUGGCUCCGACUAUCAGUUACUAAAUUAUGGGACUAACGGCGCUGUGAGCGGCUCGUUCAGAGACCCUGGCACCAUGCACUCCGGGUCUUUCGGCUACAACUACAAUGGCAUGGACCUAACCGUGAACCGCACCAACACCGGCAGCCACUUCGGGGCCGUGGGAGACGAUGCCCGGGGUUUCGGGCCGGACGCCCGGUACAGACAGACACCCAACUGCUCGCUCUCAUCUCCAGAUCCGGUGACGCCGUCGUGCGCCACGGCCAGCCGGGAGCCCCUGGAACUAAAAAGCUCCUCUCCUCCAUCUGACCGGAGCACGACCUCGACCGGCAACAAUCUCAACAAAAGCAACAGCGCUCAUUUCACAGAGAUAGAGGACACCAGCGUCGCCUCCGAGACCGAGGAAGGCGCACACAGCAGCGGCGGAUCCAGCACGGCACCCCGGGCGCAGCAGCACCAGGAACCCAACGCCACCUCCUCAACUCCCACAUCAAAUGAUUGCCAAACGCCACAAAUAUUCCCCUGGAUGCGGAAACUGCACAUAAGCCAUGAUAUGACUGGACCUGAUGGGAAAAGGGCCCGAACUGCGUACACCCGCUACCAGACGCUAGAGCUGGAGAAAGAGUUUCACUUCAAUAGGUACCUAACCAGACGGCGGAGGAUAGAGAUAGCCCACACCCUGUGUCUCUCGGAAAGACAAAUCAAAAUCUGGUUUCAGAACCGCAGGAUGAAGUGGAAGAAGGACAAUAAACUGAAAAGCAUGAGUCUUGUAACAGGAGGGAGCGCCUUCCACAACUGAGUUUUGCAUAACUUGGGGAAUAAAAUAAUAAUAAUAAUAACAAAAAAAAAAAAAGAGAAAUCCA
Myripristis murdjan (pinecone soldierfish) is the source of this 904-nucleotide messenger RNA. It is a transcript of the gene hoxb5b, whose product is annotated as homeobox B5b. The record is from RefSeq and is a predicted model, not a curated record. Bases 1 to 840 code for a protein of 279 amino acids. Gene Ontology annotation, cellular component: nucleus. The transcript has 2 exons. Gene Ontology annotation, biological process: anterior/posterior pattern specification; regulation of transcription by RNA polymerase II. Gene Ontology annotation, molecular function: DNA-binding transcription factor activity, RNA polymerase II-specific; RNA polymerase II cis-regulatory region sequence-specific DNA binding. Lineage: Eukaryota; Metazoa; Chordata; Actinopteri; Holocentriformes; Holocentridae.